AUGGCGCCUCCGCUCUGCGACCACUUCUGGAAUACACAUGCACCCCUUUCGUCUAGAUGGUGUCCAUGGGAUAGAUACACACAGCAAGGGUUUGAUUCGUCUUAUUCAGAUUAUGGUAUUCUGGAUGAUCUCUUACCAUUCCAGUUUGCAGAAGAUAAAUCACUACCCUCAGUUUAUUCUUCAUCUGCUUUAUGUGAUAAUCAAUUCAAUGAUACCUAUCUAUUCAUUGAGCAAAAGAAUGUGAAUGCAUAUGGCGAACAGGCAAGUUAA
Molecule: messenger RNA, 270 nt
Organism: Miscanthus lutarioriparius
Lineage: Eukaryota; Viridiplantae; Streptophyta; Magnoliopsida; Poales; Poaceae
Source: the annotation of a GenBank genome assembly